AUGGUGACGCUCCGUAGCCACACACGAGAGAAGGCCAGACGCUCGACUUGGGCUUUCCUCCCCCCAGAGAUCCGCCGCAUGAUCCUAGAGGAGAUCUCUCGCCAAAGACGAUGGAGUUGUGCGUCCACUGUCUGUAAAAAAUGGCAUGCCAUUGUUGCAACGAAAAACCUCAACCGACUUGAGUUGAACGGAGCAUCCGCCGAAGGCCUGUCGAAAAUCAUUCUGCAAAGACACCUCGUUCGGCAAAUUUACCUCAACAUCGAGCUCCCUGCCUAUACCUACCCCCAGUGUCGGGGUUUUGCUUCUUCUAGUGAACACGGCAAGCUCACCAAAGACGCACUACAAAAGCUAUCCAAGGCGCUCGCAGCCUGGGAGCCUACACAUCAUAUAACGUUGGAACUCAAUGCGUACUCACCGAAUGACACAGAUCACUGUUUCAAGAACCAUCUUUACGGAUUCAAAUACGAAAAUGAUGGAGAUCUUCUCGAGAAGCAGGAAGCCUGGGAUGAUCAACGCCACGGCUGGGUCAAAGGGAAGCAGAUGAGGCUUCCAACGACUGGAGCUAUUCAACAGCUGUUCAGUACAGUCAUCUCAGGUGUCCAGGGCGAGAGACCCCAAAAAGUUCCUGCAGUCAAAGGGGUUGUGAUCCGCCGACAAAUGCGACGUAAAAUCGACCGGCUCGCGCUCCCCAAAUUGCUAAAGCAGUUCCCAAAUCUCGAGAGUAUCAACUACGAGCCAUGGCGGGUUCUGUUCCACCAACCAGAUCUACUUGACUCGAGUUGUGAAAGAUGUGACCAGAUGUUGCAGGAUGGGCUUCCCAAAUGGCCCAAGCACGUCAAAUCAGUGACUAUUUUCGAGGACUUCAACGAACAGAUCAUGGAAGCUAUUCGGAGCGGCAUAGACCCGACCAUUAGUGGUACAUCCAUGCAAAUAGAAAACGGCCGCCGCACAAGAUAUGGGCUGGGGGAAGCAUUUGCCGUGAAGAGCCGUCACCUCGAACAUCUUUCUGUGUCGUUCAUGAUCGACGCUCGAGAUUUCUUCACAUCUUGCAAGAUGCUCAGUGACUGGCCUCGACUCCGAUCGCUGGUACUCACAACGCCGCUCAUGACGAAAGGGUCUCAACACCGUAUAUCGGACUUUUUGGUGAAGGCUGGCCAAGUUGCGCAAAAGAUGCAGCGUUUGAAGAGUCUCGUGAUCUGGCACUGUUCUCACGAUGAGGCCAGUGCGGUCAUCUUCCGCAAGAACAAAAAGAGUGGCAGGAAGGUACAUGGCUCAGCGACUCUCACAUGGCGAGGAACACGCGAUUUCGAUUUCAGUGAAGAGGUGGUUGAGACAUGGCAGCAAGUUGUCUGCACAUGUAAUUCUCAUCGAGGAUAUGUUGGCCAAUGCGACUCUCACCAACUCCUUUGCAGGAUCGAGCGAGUGGAGGGCGAAAUCAUAUCUCACGGCGAUGCCAUACAUCAUCUUCGUUUGCCUGAUGGUGUAAUUGAUCCUGCAUCGCUGCGGCAGAUACGCUAG
Molecule: messenger RNA, 1518 nt
Organism: Fusarium fujikuroi IMI 58289
Lineage: Eukaryota; Fungi; Ascomycota; Sordariomycetes; Hypocreales; Nectriaceae
Exons: 2
Coding region: 1-1518 (505 amino acids)
Source: RefSeq, a predicted model, not a curated record